Molecule: messenger RNA, 2294 nt
Organism: Drosophila nasuta
Lineage: Eukaryota; Metazoa; Arthropoda; Insecta; Diptera; Drosophilidae
Exons: 4
Coding region: 289-1779 (496 amino acids)
Source: RefSeq, a predicted model, not a curated record
GCACAGCUCAGAUGUCUGUUAGCUACGCAGGCGAAUGGUCGCAUUAAAUGCUCGGUUCGCGUCUCUCGAAGUGCGGUUAAAAAUAUUGGCAUUGGGAUUCGGCAGCGGAAUCAAAAACAAAAUCGGGCAUUGCCGUCGUCGUCGUCGUUGCGUUGUAUGUGAUAUCGUUUGAUUCGUCGGUAAACAAAACAAGACGCGCGACAAGAAUUGGGAAACCCAAGCAGCAGAAAUUAGCGAAAAAAGAUUCCACACUCAACAACAAUCACAACAACAUCAACAAUAGCGAACAUGAAACGCCGGAAGCUGAUCAUUUGUUGGGCAGCUCUACAGGCGGCCAGCAGCAUCUUGACCUGUCUGUUGUUGCUGCUCACCCAGCAUCCGGCAGCGGCCGGCAUUGUGCCACCCCCUUGGAGCGAUCCCGCCAAGAAUCCCUGCGCUAGCAUGGCCGGCGGUUGGCAAUUACUCUACUGGACGCCGCUCAAGAAGUGCUUCAAGAUCUUCACACUCGGUUUUCCCUGUCCCGACACGAUGGAACUGAGUCCUUCGCCGAUUAGUGCCAAGCGUAAGGAUGUGCCUGCUGCGGAGUGUCGCUGCCCACCGGGAACAGCGCUCAGUCCCCUAACCGAUGCCUGUCAUGCGCUCUACGAGCGUGGUCCUUGUCCGCAUGGCGAAUACUUUCAACCACUGCCGGAGCAGACGAAAAGAGCCGACAAUCGUUGGGGCAGCUGCAAGAGGCAGCUCCAAUGCGAUGAGGGCAUGUUGUUCUGGCCAAGAGAUGGCAAGUGUUAUCCCAAUCACUCCAAGGGACCCUGCAUAAGGGGCAAGUUGCUCAUGCGCAAUGAGGAUGGCUUAGCCGAGUGCCGUUGCCAUCCGUUUGGUGAGCUGGGUGAGUUCUACUACAGCGUGGAGGACUCUUGCUACGAGCACUACACGAAGGGACCCUGCUCCACACCUGGACACAUCUUUCUGCCUGGAGGACGCUGUGAUUGUCAGCGACAUCUGCCGCACUAUUAUGCACCGCAACAAAUGUGCUUUGAGCUGGACACCCCGGGACCUUGUCCACCGGGUCACAUCUUUCGCAUACCCGACGAUGUGGAUGCCAAUCCGGAGGCCAACACAUUGCAACUGCUGCCACAUGCCAAGUGUCUUUGCAAGGAGGGUUAUGUGCCCUGGAGCGAUGGUCUCUGCUAUCGCCUCUACACUCGUGGUCCAUGUGCAGCCAACGAAUUUCUCGUUAAUGCCACAACUUGUGUGCGCAACUUUUGUGGCAAGAAUCGCCUGUAUUUCCCCACCGAGGACUCUUGCUAUAGGAUUGGAUCGCAAGGUCCUUGCUCACUGCACCAAGUGGUUGUUUUUGACUUUACGGCACGACCCUCGCUGGAUGGCAUCUCGUACAACGGCAUGUGCGGAUGCUCUGGUGUCCUCACGAAUCUGGAUCAACAGUGCGCGGCCAGCAAUGAGCAGGAGAAGAGCAUUUGCGAGGCCACCCCUGGCAUGGUCGAGAUGAAUGGCCAGUGCCAUAAGCUCUACACACGCGGACCUUGUGGCGCCGGCCAGUGGCUGGAGCCGCUGAAGACGCUGCCCUCCAACAACAGUACCAUGCUGCUUGGCUAUGCCAGCCGGGCAAAGUGUGUCUGCCGGCCAGGUUAUACGCCGGCGGAAACCGAUCAUGGUGGCACACACAAUUGCAGUGCACCCAGCGUUAGUCUGGCGAGGUAUUUAACCAUCGAGCGACACAACUCGAAAUUCUUCAGUGAACUGCACCCUCCUCUGUCGUAACCUGGUAUCUCUAUGUACAUAGUACUCUUCUCUACUCUCUAUCUCCUUUGCUAUGAAUGUGAUCCACAAAAAUAUCCUCUGGUGUCCUCCUCCUUCUACGUUUUAUUAUUUAUCUCGCAUGCUGCAUGCUGCUGCUGUCUUCUUCCACUCCUUCCUAUAUGAUCUGUUUGCAGAUCGUUCGAUUUAAUCGUUUCGUUUGCUUUUAGGUGGUUCUUAGAUAUAUUUGGCUAACAAAAACAGCUCGCAGCUGGCCAGCCACUCAAUGCGUUGGCUCUGCUCUAAGAGGCGCCUAGGUGAGAGAUUGUGCCAUGAAUGUAUUACACACCAGCUAAUGUAUAAAUUGUUAAGUGAACUGUAGAUAAUAUGUAUGAAUAAAGGCUUAUAUUAUAUAUAAAUAUUUCAGCCAAUUUGUAAAUUUUAGAAGUAAUGAUGGGUAUCAACAAAGAUAGUCAACAAACGUAGAAGAAUACCUGUUACAUUCUUAAAAGUUCAACUCGUGUUAUGAAUACAAAAAU